AUGGCACUGAUUCGAAGAGCACCUCUCUCUCUUCUACCAUUCGGAUUUCGCGACGCAGAACUUGUGUUCAUGGCCAGCAGACUUCUCUUCUCCACGGUGGACGUGACGAAGCAGACCUUCUAUCGGUCGUCGUUAUCGUUUGCCAUUGUCAACCUCAAGCCCAUUGUUCCAGGCCAUGUCCUCGUUAUCCCAACCAGAGUGGUCACGCGUAUGACUGACCUCCCGGAAGCAGAGCUAUCUUCUUUGAUGCACUCGGUGCAAGCUGUUGGGCGUGUCGUGGAGCGCGCAUAUGGUGCAGAUGGUCUGACAGUAGCUUGCCAGGAUGGAAAAGCAGCUGGACAAACGAUGCCACAUGUUCACUUCCAUAUAUUACCCCGGAAGUUACAAGGCGACAGAUUCUCAAAGAAUAACGACGAAGUUUAUCCAGCGAUAGAACAAUCAGAAGCGGAACUAUCCACGAGAUACGAAAGAAAUGCCCCGGUCCCGGCAAUGGAAGGAACUAAAAUGGACGCUGAUGAAGAUAGAGUAGCGAGAACAUUGGGAGAAAUGGAGGAGGAGGCUCGAUGGCUACAAGGGUUCUUUGGGCAACAACAAACAACUUGA
Pleurotus ostreatus (oyster mushroom) is the source of this 603-nucleotide messenger RNA. RefSeq lists its product as uncharacterized. Gene Ontology annotation, molecular function: catalytic activity. Lineage: Eukaryota; Fungi; Basidiomycota; Agaricomycetes; Agaricales; Pleurotaceae. The record is from RefSeq and is a predicted model, not a curated record. The transcript has 3 exons. Bases 1 to 603 code for a protein of 200 amino acids.